Messenger RNA from Tarenaya hassleriana, 1854 nucleotides. RefSeq lists its product as uncharacterized. The transcript has 9 exons. Lineage: Eukaryota; Viridiplantae; Streptophyta; Magnoliopsida; Brassicales; Cleomaceae. Gene Ontology annotation, cellular component: plasma membrane; plasmodesma. Bases 58 to 1785 code for a protein of 575 amino acids. The record is from RefSeq and is a predicted model, not a curated record.
UCCUAUUUCUCCUCUCUCUCUCUCUCUCUCUCUCUCUCUCUCUCUCUCGUGAGAAGAAUGCUGCGUCAAAGCACUCUGCGAUUAAGUCAAGUGAUGAAGUUUCUCUUUUGUUACUUCCUCACCAUGAUUUCUCUUGCUAAUGGAGCUUCUCAUCUCCACAUUCUCCAUAGCCAACCGCCUGCAGCUUCCGAGGAAACCCGGGUGGAAAUUUCCACAAUGAGUUUCUCAUGGAGUAUCGCUAGUGGCAGUGGAAGAAGAUCAGUUGCAGAGGCUCCGAUUUACGGGCCUUUCGAUAGCCUUCCUUUGGUAAAAGACCCUUCAGUGGCUCUGGCUGCUCAAAGAACGUACAGAAAAGAUCCUCUUAAUGGCUUCAAAAAGUAUACAGGGGGAUGGAAUAUCAGCGACCACCAUUACUGGGCUUCUGUGAGCUACACGGCUGUUCCUCUGUUUACCAUUGCCGCCGUUUGGUUUAUUGGGUUUGGAUUCUGCUUGUUGCUUAUCUGUGUAUGCCAUUUCUGUCUUAGAGAUCGAUCUUAUGGAUACUCCAAAACCGCUUAUGCCCUCUCCCUCGCCUUUCUAGUACUCUUCACCAUCACUGCAAUCAUUGGAUGUGUACUGCUAUACAGUGGUCAAUUAAAGUUUCACGAAAGCACGACAAAGGCAUUGGAUUAUGUUAUAGGCGAGGCUGACAGCACAGUUUCACAGCUGAGGAGUAUUUCAGACUAUCUUGCCUCAGCCAAGCAGACAGGAGUUGAUCAGGUUUUCUUGCCAGCUGCUGUCCAGACUGACAUUGAUCAAAUUGGAGGAAGGCUGAAUUCUUUUGCAACCACCAUCUCCAAGAAAACAACAGACAACUCUGAUGAUAUUAGAGAUUUCCUCAACUCUGUGAGGGUGGCACUAAUUGUGGUUUCAGCUCUCAUGCUCGCAUUGACGUUUCUUGGCCUCUUGGCUUCAAUUUUGGGGAUGCAUAUACUCGUUUAUACCCUUGUAAUUCUGGGAUGGAUUCUGGUGACGGCAACGUUCAUCUUGAGUGGCACAUUCCUCCUCCUGCAUAAUGCUACUUCAGAUACAUGUGUGGCAAUGGCCGAAUGGGUUCAGAGCCCUUUGGCUCACACAGCUCUUGACGAGAUCUUGCCUUGUUCGGACAAUGCCACUGCUCAAGACACGCUUACACGGAGUAAAGAGGUCACCUGUCAGCUCGUCGAUCUGGUCAAUGAAGUCAUCACCAAUGUCUCCAACAUCAAUUUCGCUCCAAACUUUGUCCCCAUGUACUACAACCAAUCAGGACCGUUGCUUCCAUUGCUCUGCAACCCAUUUCACCAUGAUCUGACAGACCGAGUUUGUUCUCCUGGUGAAGUAGACUUGAACAAUGCUACACAAGCAUGGAGCAACUACGUUUGCCAAGUGAACCCGAAUGGGAUAUGCACCACAACGGGGAGGCUAACACCGGUACUGUAUGGUCAGAUGGCGUCGGAAGUGAACAUAAGCAAAGGACUGGUCAAUGACGCACCAUUCCUAACUCAGCUUCAAGAUUGCUCAUACGCGAGGCAGACAUUCACGGACAUAACAGGGGAACACUGUCCUGCCCUGAGGCGUUACAGCCGUUGGAUCUACUUGGGUCUGAUGACAGCAUCAACGGCCAUGAUGCUUUCUCUUGUCUUCUGGGUGAUCUAUGUCAGAGAACGGCGGCAUCGGACACGACCUAAGGAAGGAGAACUUGUUGAUGGUUAUGUUUCUUCUGAUCAGAGGAACAGAGAUGGUGUAAGAGACAUGAUAGUUUACUGAGUUUUUUUUUUUGUGUUGUUGGCUGUAAAAUCUCUUAACUUGGCUUCAAAAACCGUGCCGUUUUCGAGA